AGGAGCGGCGGCUCGCGGCGGAGAUCGAGGAGCUGGCUCUGGCGGCCCGGGAGCGGCAGCGCGCGGCGGCCCGCGAGGGCCAGCAUUGGCGUGACAGGGAGGCCGCCGGUGCCGCCUCCGAGGCCCUCCGCGCAGCGGAGGCCCUGCUCGCCGCCGGGGGCCGCGGCGGCGGCCGCCCGUGGGCCGAGGCGACGACGCCGGGAGGCGCCGCGGCCUCGCCGCUCUCUGGCGGUGGCGCCGCGGGUGCCUGGGGCGUGGCAGCCGCGUCGCCUCCCGGCCCAGCUUGGGCGGCUCGCGAGCAGGCCAAGCUGGCCCUGGAGGUUGACCAUGGCGUGCAGCUCGCCAUCGCUCGACGCCAAGGGGCCCCCGACGCGGUAGCCCCCUGUCGGCACCGCGAGGCCGAGGGCGCGGUGCGCGAGAGGAAGCCCCGCUCCCCGCCCUUGUCCUGGCCAUCGCCGCCCGCGCCUUGAGUUUGCCACCCCGGCGGGCAGCGCGGGCGGCGCCGAAGGCGUUCCGUUCGCCGAGUUCUCCCAGGACCAGCCGGCCGAUCCGAGGCCUUCGGCGCCGUGUGCUGCAGAGCCGGCCGACGCAGCAGCAGGUGCCACGGUGGCUGCCAGGGCGGGCGCCCGCACCGACGCUGCGCCUCCACGCUGGCGCGGCGUGUUCUGAGAGAA
Prorocentrum cordatum is the source of this 674-nucleotide messenger RNA. Lineage: Eukaryota; Dinophyceae; Prorocentrales; Prorocentraceae. The record is from the annotation of a GenBank genome assembly.